AUGGUGGUCAUCCACAGGGACUACAUUGGCGACAACAUUUCCAUCACCAAAGCCAUCUACCAGGCCACCUUGGAUGGCUGCCACAUAAUCAAUCUGAGCCUGGGAGGACACAUUGCCUACCACCUGAUGCAUGCCACCAUGCAGAACACUGUCAACAAUGGUGUACUGGUAGUUGCCACAGUGGGCAAUGAAGACUUUGCACUGGCGCAAAUGAAGCAGGAGAACGCGACAACGAUGCCCUGGUGCGUCACACCAGCGUGGACAGCGCCCGAGAUUAGGCACAUGGAGCGGGCCGACGUCUUCUCCCUGGGCGUCAUCAUGUGGGAGGUGGCCACGCGCGAGUUGCCCUUUGCCGGCGAUGAGAAUGCUCGAGUGGCGCUCCACAUCGUCGAGGGGAAGAGGCCCUCAAUUCCGGCCAACUUGCCUCCCGGCUACGCUGAUUUGAUGCAGGCUUGCUGGCACGGGGAGGCGCUCCAGCGCCCAAGCGCUGAGCAGGUGGCCCACAUGCUGGCGCCCCUCCUCUUGGUGUGA
Acanthamoeba castellanii str. Neff is the source of this 531-nucleotide messenger RNA. RefSeq names its product MLKrelated kinase. NCBI's taxonomy places the organism in Eukaryota, Discosea, Longamoebia, Acanthamoebidae. Gene Ontology annotation, biological process: protein phosphorylation; proteolysis. The record is from RefSeq and is a predicted model, not a curated record. The coding region runs from base 1 to 531 and encodes 176 amino acids. The transcript is spliced from 4 exons. Gene Ontology annotation, molecular function: ATP binding; serine-type endopeptidase activity; protein tyrosine kinase activity.